Messenger RNA from Schistosoma mattheei, 3220 nucleotides. The record is from the annotation of a GenBank genome assembly. NCBI's taxonomy places the organism in Eukaryota, Metazoa, Platyhelminthes, Trematoda, Strigeidida, Schistosomatidae.
AUGCUCACUGCUUUAAGUAUGUCUGCAAUUGCAACAAAUGGGAAAGUUCCCGCCGGUGGAUCGUAUUUCAUGAUAUCACGUUCGAUUGGCCCUGCUUUUGGUGGAGCAGUUGGAAUACUUUUUUAUCUUGGUACUACAAUAGCGUCUGCUAUGUAUCUAGUAGGAGCUGUGGAAGUGUUUCUUAAAUAUAUAUUUCCUCAGGCAUCGUUAUUUGGAGACAUUACAUCAGAUGCUGCGCUAUUUAACAAUACACGUGUUUAUGGUACAAUACUUUUGUUUACUGUUAUGUGUUGUGUGUUCAUGGGCAUUCGUUUUGUUAGCCGGUUUGCUGCUGUCAGUUUGGCUGCUGUUUUGAUAUCAAUUUUAUGCGUGUAUUUAGGAGUUUUUACAGUGAAUCCAUCCAGAAGUCCGUAUGUUUGUGCAUUGGGUGGACGAUUAUUAAGUCAAGAUUUUAUCACUGUCAACGGUACUGCACAAUGUCAUAAAAAUACCACAGGUCCUAUUUAUGAAGCAUAUUGUAAUAAUCGUGAAAUAGCAACAGAGGAAUCAUGUGAAUUUUUUAACGCUAACAAUAUCAGUUAUUUUCCUGCUAUGCCUGGUUUAACUUCAAAGAAAUUUUUCGAAAACUUUUUUGAAUCACAUUACCGUGAAAAGGGAGAGGCAUAUGAUAGUAUUGAUUUUCCGGCUGAUCGUAAAUAUGGUCAAGGUCCAAAUAUAGCAGAUGUUACAUCAAGUUUUAUGCUUCUCUUGGGUAUUUACUUUCCCUCUGUCACUGGCAUCAUGGCUGGUUCUAAUCGAUCGGGUGAUUUGACAAAUCCUCAGAAAUCUAUUCCAUUGGGAACUAUAUUGGCUAUAACAAUGACGUCGCUUGUAUAUUUAUCAUCACCUUUAUUGUUUGCUGCAAUCUGUGAUGGCUCUGUUAUGAGAGAUAAAUUCGGUGAAAGUUAUGGUGGUAUAUUGUUGGUCGCUGCAUUUGCAUGGCCACAUUUUUGGGUUAUUUUGAUUGGAUCAUGUUUAUCAACAAUUGGAGCUGGUUUACAAUCAUUAACUGGAGCACCAAGACUUCUACAGGCCAUUGCUCAAGACAAUGUUAUGCCAUUCUUGGAUGUAUUCAAAGUGAUUACAAAACGUGGUGAACCAUUACGUGCACAACUACUCUGUUAUGGUAUUGCACAACUGGGUAUACUAAUUGCUUCAAUAGAUCAUCUAACUCCUCUGAUAACCAUGUUCUUCUUGAUGUGUUAUGGUUUUGUAAAUUUGGCUUCAAUGCUUAAUGGAUUCUUGAAAGAGCCCAGUUGGCGUCCAAGAUUUCGAUUCUACCAUUGGUUCCUCUCAUUUGUCGGAUUAUGUCUAUGUAUUGCGUUAAUGUUUAUAUCUAGUUGGUAUUACACUAUUGUCGCUUGGGCGUUAGCGUUUGCUAUUUACAAAUAUAUUGAAUUUAGAGGUGCUUCUAAAGAAUGGGGUGAUGCUACAAGAGGUUUACAAAUGUCCACAGCAAAACAAGCUAUUUUAAAACUUGGUAAUAAACCAAUUCAUACAAAAAAUUGGCGACCACAAAUUUUAGUUUAUUUACCAUUGGAUGAAAAUUUUCAAGCACGUCAUGAUCGUCUAUUGGAUUUAGUUUAUCAAUUAAAAGCUGGACAUGGUUUAACAUUGGUGGCAUCGAUUUUAGAAGGUGAUAUUAUUGAUAGACGUAAUGAUAUGAUUGCUGUUAAAGCUCAUUUAAGUGAUCUUAUUCAACAGCAUCGUAUUAAAGGUUUAGCUGAAGUACUUGUCGCUUCUACUAUUGAUGAAGGCAUGAAAAAUAUGGCACAAUGUGCUGGUCUUGGGAAUUUACGUCACAAUACACUUAUGGUGUCCUAUCCUGAAGAUUGGCGAGUCGAUUGUAAAAGUAGCGGAAGUAAAUUGUCGAAAUUUAUAUCGACUUUGAGAGCUGCACAAGCAUGUGAUAUAGCAAUGCUAGUGCCUAAGGGAAUAGAUUUGUUUCCUUUGAGCAAAGGAAACCAAAUGAUUGGAAAUGUUGAUGUUUGGUGCAUUGUACAUGAUGGUGGUCUGCUACUGUUAACGUCAUAUUUGUUAAUGCGCAAUCGUGUAUGGCGUAAAUGCCAUUUACGCAUUUUUGUGGUGGCUACUGAAGAUGACGAUAUUGUGAAUCUGAAGAAGGAUAUGACCAAGUUCAUGUACGAUUUGAGAAUUAAUGCUUCUGUGGAAGUAGUAGCAAUGAGUACUGCUGAUAUAUCAGCUUAUGUUACUCAAAGAACAGCUAGUAUUGAACAACGUCGUGCACUUCUCAUGCAAAUGAAAAUAUCCAAUGUUGAAGCACGUUGUGAUCCUCAACUUAUUGUUGACCAACAUCGUAAACCUAGUUCAGUUGAUAUUAAUCCAGCAGAUAUCAUCAAAUCGAAUUGUUCCAUUGAUUCUCAUAAACUUUUACCGGCUAUAUCAGCUACAUCAACUGAAAGUUCAGAUCAGUCACCUGAUCAUGCAACAAAUGUAACAAACACCAGUAGUAGCGAUUCUGCUUCCAAAGAAGAUACGAAACCAUCAAAUAUGAAACCAGAUACUGAAUCGAAUAAUAAAUCUAUUUCAAAUCAUUCACAUCAUUGUACUGUAUCAUUUGCAACUGGUUCAAAUGUUGCAGUUAGUGAAUCUGACAAAUCUACUAAUCCCAAAGAAAAUGAUACAAAUUCAGAAUUGAAUCGUGGUAUUAAUGAAUUUACUUUUUCACCUUCAAAUCCAUUGACUAAGUUAGUUCAAAAAGCUGCAAAAGAAGCAGGUUCUAAAGAAGAGCAUUUAUUGAAUAAAGCGCAUCCAGGAAAAAUAACUAGAACUCAACGUCGCUUACACUGUGCUGUACGUUUAAAUGAAUUAUUACGCACUCACUCAAGUGAAUCAGACUUAGUCAUUGUGAAUAUGCCUGGACCAUCACGUACUUUAGGGAGUGAAUAUUAUUAUAUGGAUUAUAUUGAAACAUUGACAGAUGGCUUAUCACGUAUAUUAUUGGUACGUGGAACAGGACGUGAAGUAAUCACUGCAUUUUCUGAAUAAAUAAUAAUAAUACUGAAUUUUCUGUGUGUAUGUAUGCUGAUUAUCCUCAUGUUAAUGAUAUAAAGUACAUUUUCAUGAAACAAAAAACAUAAUCUAGUUGUAAAACGUGUCAAGUCUUUGUUUUGCUCACAAUUAAAUCAUUCUGUUUAUUCUCACUAAUUUUAUCUUUAAA